AUGUUGAGCUUCUGUGUUGCGAAUCCACGCCGCACAUACGCAGUGUCAGCGUGGAUCGGCGAACCUGAUCUUCAGUCAGCAGCGGUCCUGCCCAACCGAAAUACGUUUGAUCGACAGGCACCACAACCGCACCAACGCAGCGGUCCAGACGAAUAUCCGCCGAACCACGCAACGACACAGCCCAUUGCCGAAACACACCAAAGCGGACGUUUUGACAGUUCAGGAUAG
Alternaria burnsii is the source of this 228-nucleotide messenger RNA. RefSeq lists its product as uncharacterized. Bases 1 to 228 code for a protein of 75 amino acids. Lineage: Eukaryota; Fungi; Ascomycota; Dothideomycetes; Pleosporales; Pleosporaceae. The transcript has a single exon. The record is from RefSeq and is a predicted model, not a curated record.